This is a messenger RNA of Peromyscus maniculatus bairdii (prairie deer mouse), 1385 nucleotides long. It is a transcript of the gene Igbp1, whose product is annotated as immunoglobulin binding protein 1. Gene Ontology annotation, biological process: regulation of signal transduction; regulation of dephosphorylation. The record is from RefSeq and is a predicted model, not a curated record. Lineage: Eukaryota; Metazoa; Chordata; Mammalia; Rodentia; Cricetidae. Gene Ontology annotation, cellular component: cytosol. Gene Ontology annotation, molecular function: protein phosphatase 2A binding.
GGCUUUGGGGCGCUUCUUGACUGAGUUUACCUUUGACUUCGGUCAGAAUUGUUCCGGGUUUCUUUCUCCCACAAGAUGGCAGCGUCUAAAGACGAGUUACUGCUGCCGCGGCUUCCGGAGCUCUUCGAAACUAGCAAGAAACUUCUGGAGGAAGUGGAAAUAGCAACUGAACCUACCGGCUCCCGGACAAUCCAGGAUAAAGUGUCCAAAGGAUUGGACCUCCUUGAGAAGGCUGCUGGAAUGUUAUCGCAGCUUGAUUUGUUCAGCCGAAAUGAAGAUCUGGAAGAGAUUGCUUCCACCGACCUGAAGUACCUGAUGGUGCCAGCGUUGCAAGGAGCUCUCACCAUGAAGCAAGUCAACCCCAGCAAGCGUCUAGAUCAUUUGCAGCGGGCUCGAGAACACUUCAUCAAUUUCUUAACUCAGUGUCAUUGCUAUCAUGUGGCAGAGUUUCAGCUACCCCAAACCAAGAAUAACUCAGCUGAAAAUAACACUGCUAGCUCCUCCAUGGCCUAUCCAAAUCUCGUUGCUAUGGCAUCUCAAAGACAGGCUAAAAUAGAGAGAUACAAGCAGAAGAAGGAGGUGGAGCAUAGGUUGUCUGCACUGGAAUCUGCUGUGGAAAGUGGUCAAGCAGAUGAUGAGCGUGUUCGUGAAUAUCACCUCCUUCACCUUCGGAGGUGGAUUGCUAUCAGCUUAGAAGAGAUUGAGAGCAUUGACCAGGAAAUAAAGAUCCUCAAAGAAAAAGACUCUCCAAGAGAGGCAUCAACUUCUCACUCAUCUCUUCCAGAGAAGCCUCCAGUGAAACCUUUCAUACUCACUCGGAACAAGGCCCAAGCCAAAGUAUUUGGAGCUGGUUAUCCAAGCCUGGCAACUAUGACGGUGAGUGACUGGUAUGAACAGCAUCAGAAAUACGGAGCAUUACCAGAUCGGGGACUAGCCAAGCCGACACCAGCUGAUUGCACACAAGCAGCUCCACAGCAGCAUGACCAAGAAGAAAAGGAUGAGGAGAGCGAAGAGAAAGCUGUGCACAGACUGCGAGAGUGGGAUGACUGGAAGGACACCCAUCCCAGAGGCUAUGGCAACCGGCAGAACAUGGGCUAAUCCUCCUGAAGGGCCAAAGGACCACGUGGUACACACCAAGGACAACCUCAGCAGGGUGCAGUGAAGGCAGCCAGGCAGAGUCUUGCUUUGCCUUCAGUUGUGUCAAAUAAUUGCUUGUACCCUAGGUAAUGACCAGAGAUUUUGUUUGGCUUUAUUAAUUCUCAUCAUGGUGAUUCUAAGUGGUCGGGAAAGAGCACUAAGACAUGGCUCUAUAUAACCUAUGAUAGUAUGAAUUCAUUCUCUUCCAAAAGUAAUAAACCCCUCUAGUAUGCGGGCCUAUGCACACA